AUGGAGAAAGACGACGAGCAAGCGGUCGUUGGCCAGAACAGGCAUCGAAAGUCCUCCGAUGUCCUGCCAGACAAUAUAGGCAACUCUCCAGGAAGUACAGCGUCAGACUUGACCCGGAAUGAGACCAACUCAGCGGCCUCCACCCUACAACAGCAGAACACGCUCGCACAGCAACCCAGUCUAGCUCAGACAGUGUCCCGUGUUCCCACGGCCACGAAAGCACCCUCUUUCUCAGUGGCACACGAGAUCGCAUUCAUCGCAGUCAUCAGCUCCGCGCAGCUUAUGACUCAAGCAGCCCUUGCACAGUCUAUUGCGCCCUUGCACGUCAUUGGUCGUUCCUUCAACACCACGAAUCCAGGCCAGUUGUCAUGGUUAGCAGCCGGCUAUUCUCUGACCGUGGGCACAUUCAUCCUCCCGGCUGGAAGAUGGGGUGACCUGUACGGCCACAAGCUUCUCUUCAUCCUGGGCUAUUUCUGGUUCGCCUUGUGGUCCCUGGUCGCAGGACUCGCGGUCUAUUCUCACUCGCUCGUCUUCUUCGCGUUUUGCAGGGGGAUGCAGGGAAUAGGUCCCGCCAUCUUGCUACCCAAUGGAGUGGCAAUCUUGACCAGGACAUACCCACCUGGCCCGAGGAAGAAUAUGGUGUUGAGCAUAUUCGGCGCCACAGCUCCCAGCGGCUUCGUGAUAGGGGCGGCGUUCAGUGGUAUCUUUACACAAUUCGUAUGGUGGCCUUGGGCGUAUUGGGUCACAGCCGUGGUGCUGGCUAUUAUUGGAGUAUUGGCCCUAUUUGUUAUACCACGCAUGCCAGUCGAAGGACCCAGGGCGACAUUCAAGGAGCUGGAUGCCACUGGCACCGUUGUGGGGGUUGCCGGGCUGAUAUUCUUCAACUUUGCCUGGAAUCAGGGUCCAGCUGCAGGUUGGGAAAAGGUGUAUGUGUAUGUUCUGUUGAUACUCGGUGUCAUCCUGCUGGUCAUCUUCUUCUGGCAUGAACGGUUCCAGGCGUCACAUCCAUUGGUGCCGAUGUCACUACUUACAGUGGAUACGAAUUUGGUGUUCGGAUGCGAAUCCUUCGGGUGGAUGAGCUUCGGGAUAUGGGUCUUUUAUUUGUGGCAAUUCCUCGAGCUCGAAAGAGGUCAUUCGAUCCUUUUGGCGACGGCUCAGCUAUCGCCCACGUGUAUUGCAGGCUGUAUCGCAGCAAUCACGACAGGCUUCCUGAUUGCUAGAAUCCAGUCUGGGUGGAUCAUGCUCAUCAGCAUGAGUGCCUUCCUGACGGGAAACAUUCUGCUUGGUACAAUGCCGGUCCGACAAACAUACUGGGCACAAACCUUCGUUGCCACACUUGUCACGCCGUGGGGGAUGGAUAUGAGUUUCCCUUCUGGAAACAUUGUACUGUCCGAUCACAUGCCCCCCGAACACCAAGGUCUGGCUGCAUCCCUCAUCAACACGGUGAUCAACUAUAGUAUUUCAAUCGGCCUGGGCAUGGCGGGGACAGUUGAAACGCAUGUCAACUCAGGCGGAAGCGAGCCUUUGCAAGGAUAUCGAGGAGCCUGGUAUCUUGCUGUCGGGUUUGAUGGACUAGGCAUAAUUUGCGCCAUCUGCCUCAUCUUGUCGGUGAGAGCGAGGACGAAGGCUAAAGAGAAGGCUGGGAAUCAGAAGGAAGAGGUAGAGGCGUAG
Messenger RNA from Cladophialophora yegresii CBS 114405, 1671 nucleotides. RefSeq lists its product as uncharacterized. The transcript is spliced from 3 exons. Gene Ontology annotation, biological process: transmembrane transport. The coding region runs from base 1 to 1671 and encodes 556 amino acids. NCBI's taxonomy places the organism in Eukaryota, Fungi, Ascomycota, Eurotiomycetes, Chaetothyriales, Herpotrichiellaceae. The record is from RefSeq and is a predicted model, not a curated record. Gene Ontology annotation, molecular function: transmembrane transporter activity. Gene Ontology annotation, cellular component: membrane.